UUUGUUUGAUAUUGACUAAUUAGCCAUUUUGUUCAAAAUUCUAUCAUAGACUGCUAGUUCUUGAGAUCCCCUCCAGAUUUCACUGUGCUAUAUUUUUAAAAUAGCAAUCAUUCAUAAGGCCACGUGAGCUUUAGAGACAAACUUGCGAGUUCACCGUAGAGAAUUUGGUCAAACGCCAGGAGCUGGCUGAUGAACUGAGCUUAGUUGACUUUCUUGCACAGUCUGAUGGGAAAAAGUCUGAGUGAAGUGCGGCAGGGGAAGUAGAGUUUAAUUUUAUAUUGUGGGUUGGAUAGCACAUGAUUUGGAUUUGUUUAAUCUCUUCUUUUGAGUUCUUGACUGUUGGAAUUUCCUUGAGAUUGCUUCACUCAUUCUUGAGUUUGUUCUAUAUCUUUUCAGAUCUCUGAUUAGUUUCUAAACAAUGGCUGAUUCUGCCUUCCCCUGUUCCCAAAUUUUCUUUUUCCUUGCUUUUCUGAUGAGGUUUGCAGCAGAGCUUUAAGUUUCAGCUUCAAAAACAUGAAGAAUUCCUGGGUUUCUUUCUGUUUUUGGUUUCCUAUUUUUGUUCUUGCCGUUCUUGUUCCAGUUUCAACAGGACAGCUUUCUCCAAGUGAAAGCAGAAUCCUUUUCCAAAUUCAAAAGCUUCUGGAAUAUCCUGUUGCUCUUCAACAAUGGUCAAACUGGACCAACUUCUGUUAUUUACCUCCUACUUCUUCACUCAGAAUUGUCUGUUCUGGGACUCACAUAACAGAAUUAACUGUCAUUGGGAACAAAACCUCCCCUUCCAAAACCCCAAAAUCAGUUUCUGUGAGUUCCAUCCCUUCUCAGCAGACUCUUUCCAAUAGCUUCUCCAUUGAUUCCUUCUUUACUGUUCUCACCAAGCUUUCGAACCUGAAAGUGUUAUCAUUAGUGUCUUUGGGGUUGUGGGGUCCUUUUCCUUCCAAAAUCAAUAGGCUCUCAUCUCUGGAAGUGCUUAACAUAAGCUCAAAUUUCAUCUAUGGAGGCAUCCCUGCAACAAUCUCUAAGCUUCAAAGCCUCAAGAGCCUUGUUUUAGCUGAUAAUUUGCUCAAUGGAAGCGUUCCAGAUCUUAAAGGCCUUGCAGUUCUUGAAGAGCUGAAUUUAGGACAAAAUCAACUGAGCCAAAAAGUUCCACCUCUGAGUGGAACUCUUGUGAUCGUCGUAUUGAGAAAAAACUUAUUCAGAUCUGAAAUUCCUUCAAGAAUCAUGGAACUCAAUAAGCUUCAGCUAUUGGAUAUUUCCUACAAUAAGUUUCUUGGGCCAAUCCAUUCUUCUCUGUUCUCUCUACCUGCAAUUCUGUAUCUGAACCUAGCUUAUAACCAAUUAAGUGGAGCACUCUCUGUCAACACAACUUGCAACAGAAACCUUAAGUUUGUAGACGUUUCCCACAACCUCUUGAUAGGAAAGUUACCCUCUUGCAUUGGGUCGACUUCAUCGAAUCGUACCGUAAAUAGUUCAUGGAACUGCUUGACAGGUGGAAACUCGAAGCUCCAGCAUUCUCUUUCAUACUGCCGGAAGGAAGCAAUGGCUGUAAAGCCUCCAGGUGACCUACAGAAACAGAAACCUGGCAUCAAACUUGGUCUUAUGCUCGCCGUCAUAGGAGGCGUAGUGGUAGUUUCCGGUGUUGUUCUGUUAUUGGUUUUUGCAAUCAUCCGAAACAGAAGAAGAAGAAGAUUUGGAGAGAUGAAAUAUGAGAAAUCUACAGUUCAUAAACAAUCUGUUCGUGGCUCUCCACUGCCUAACCGACGAGUGCCACAGACAAGGCUACCAGCACUUGGGCUGCCGCCUUAUCGGGUCUUCGCAGUGGAAGAGAUUGAAGAGAUCACAAGAAACUUCGACCCAUCAAACUUGGCCGCUCAAGGAUCCCAAGCACAGAUUUAUAAAGGGUGGCUGACUGAUGGUUCAGUGGUCUUGAUCAAAUGCUUUAAACUAAGGCAAAAACUUGCACCUCAAGCCUUAGCGCGGCACAUGGAAGAGCUCCCAAAUCUGAGGCAUCGGCAUUUGGUCAGUGUUCUUGGACACUGCACCGUCACUUACCAAGACCAAUUGAACCCAGCCAGUACAGUCUUCGUUGUUAAUGAAUUCAUAUCCAACGGCUCAUUGAAGGAUUGUCUUACAGAUUGGAAAAGGAAGGAUGCUCUGAAAUGGCCACAGAGAAUGGGAAUUACCAUCGGCAUUGCCAGGGGAAUACAGCAUCUGCAUACUGGAAUGGCGCCGGCCAUCUUCGACAACAAUAUCACGAUUGAUAACAUUUUGUUGGACGAGACGCUGACCGCAAAAAUAAGCAAUUACAACGUUCUCAUGCCGCUAAAGGAUGCAGAGAGCGGGCUGAAUGUACCAAAAAGAAGUGGGAAUCCGGAGAAGGAAGACAUCUUUCAAUUUGGUGCCAUUUUGCUGCAAGUCAUCACCGGUAGGCCGAUCACAUCCACAAGUGAACUGGAUGAUCUGAAGAGUGAGUUUGAAGGUGGCUUGGCAGAAGGACUGAAAUUACGGGGCGUUAUCGAUCCUUCAAUUCAGGGUUCGUUUGCAUUUGAUUCACUGAAGACGACAAUUCAAAUCGCCAUCAACUGCCUCAACAAAGAUCCAAACAAACGCCCUUCCAUUGAAGAUGUACUCUGGAAUUUGCAGUAUUCAAUGCAAGUUCAGGAAGGAUGGACAAGUAGUGGAAACCUCGGAGCUUUCAUAUAGAUGAAUGAAUCUAUAUGGGGCGGGAAUAAAUGUAACCAGAGUCUACAAAUAUACAGCUCGUAUUUUACCUUACCUAAACUUUUUCUUAAAAGAAGAUAAGCCCUUGUACAAGUUGGUCGUAAAGUUUGGCAAUCAUCUCUUUUUAUAUUA
Molecule: messenger RNA, 2850 nt
Organism: Cucurbita pepo subsp. pepo (vegetable marrow)
Lineage: Eukaryota; Viridiplantae; Streptophyta; Magnoliopsida; Cucurbitales; Cucurbitaceae
Product: Leucine-rich repeat protein kinase family protein
Biological process (GO): protein phosphorylation
Molecular function (GO): protein kinase activity; ATP binding; protein binding
Source: RefSeq, a predicted model, not a curated record